Molecule: messenger RNA, 2322 nt
Organism: Meira miltonrushii
Lineage: Eukaryota; Fungi; Basidiomycota; Exobasidiomycetes; Exobasidiales; Brachybasidiaceae
Product: putative VAC8-vacuolar membrane protein required for the cytoplasm-to-vacuole targeting
Exons: 2
Coding region: 235-1941 (568 amino acids)
Biological process (GO): nucleus-vacuole junction assembly; vacuole inheritance
Cellular component (GO): fungal-type vacuole membrane
Molecular function (GO): protein-membrane adaptor activity; protein binding
Source: RefSeq, a predicted model, not a curated record
CAAAGAGGAGAAGUUGUUUUUCGUCCAAAAAGUGUGUCUUUUAUCGACUUUUAAUUCGUUCGUGUGGAAUUCGUAUUGACUUUGACAGUCUUAAUCUACUAUAGACGAUAACUGAUCGGAGCCGAACCAAUACUGCAAACAUUCGACAAGCAAAUCUGUCGUCGCACACCUCAUCCACUACAGCUUGAUAUCGGUGACGACAUAGACAUUUCGUGGAGAAGGAGUUGAUCAAAGAUGGGUAAUAUCUGUAGUUGUUGCGGUCGUUCUCGCAACGCACAAUACGAACCAUUAUUGUUGGACAACGAACGUGAUGCCGUUGCAGAUCUAUUGCAAUACCUAGAAAACAGAUCAGAGACAAACUUUUUCACAGGCGAUCCAUUACGUUCACUUUCAACAUUAUCAUUCAGUGAUAAUGUUGAUCUACAGAGAUCUGCUGCUUUGGCAUUCGCUGAAAUCACAGAGAAAGAGGUACGCGAAGUAGGAAGAGAUACCCUAGAACCUAUCAUGUUCUUAUUGCAAAGUCAUGAUGUCGAAGUUCAACGUGCAGCAAGUGCAGCUUUGGGUAACUUGGCAGUCAAUUCGGAGAACAAGCUUUUGAUCGUCAAAUUGGGAGGUCUUGAACCUCUUAUUCGUCAAAUGUUAAGUCCAAACGUUGAAGUUCAAUGCAACGCAGUAGGAUGCAUCACCAACUUGGCAACACACGAUGACAACAAGACAAAGAUCGCUAAGUCUGGAGCUUUGGUUCCUCUGACAAGACUGGCACGCUCAAAAGAUAUGCGUGUUCAAAGAAACGCAACUGGAGCUUUGCUCAACAUGACACAUAGCGAUGAGAACCGUCAACAAUUGGUCAAUGCAGGUGCCAUUCCUGUUCUCGUAGGAUUGUUGGGCAGCUCCGAUACGGAUGUGCAAUACUACUGUACAACAGCUUUGAGCAAUAUCGCAGUAGAUGCAACCAAUCGCAAAAAGCUUGCUCAAACAGAGCCAAAAUUGGUACAAAAUUUGAUCGGAUUGAUGGAUAGUUCAAGUUUGAAGGUUCAAUGUCAAGCUGCACUCGCUUUGCGUAACUUGGCAAGUGAUGAGAAGUAUCAAUUGGAAAUCGUUCGUUCGGGUGGAUUGCCUCCUCUUCUACGAUUGUUGCGUUCCAGCUUCUUGCCAUUGAUCUUGUCAGCCGCCGCUUGCGUUCGUAACGUUUCUAUUCACCCUUUGAACGAGAGCCCAAUCAUCGAUGCUGGAUUCUUGCACCCAUUGAUUGAGUUACUCAGUCAUGAAGACAAUGAAGAGAUUCAGUGCCAUGCAAUCUCCACUUUGCGUAACCUUGCCGCAUCCUCUGAACGAAACAAGACCGCAAUCGUAGAGGCAGGAGCAGUAGAAAGGAUCAAAGAGCUUGUCUUGGGCGUUCCAUUGAGCGUUCAAAGCGAAAUGACUGCAUGCUUGGCCGUUCUAGCGCUCAGUGAAGAUUUGAAGCCUCAAUUGUUAGAGAUGGGAAUCUUGGAAGUUCUCAUUCCUCUCACAUCAAGUCCAAGUGUGGAAGUACAAGGAAACAGUGCAGCAGCAAUUGGUAACUUGUCAUCCAAAUCGGAUGAUUAUGAAAGUUUCAACGGUGUUUGGCUUCAACCUGAUGGAGGUUUGCAAGGAUAUUUGAUAAGGUUCUUGGAUUCCAACGAUCAAACCUUCCAGCAUAUCGCCGUUUGGACAAUCGUUCAAUUGCUUGAAUCUGGCGAUUCAAGUUUGGAAGAGAACGUUCGUAAGAGUGAUAAACUUUUGCCAUUGAUCCGCACUUUGGCUGCUCAAGAACAUAGUAGUGCUGCAAGUGAUGCAAGACGUAAUUCGACCGAUGGAAGUGAUGAUGGAGGUGAUGCUGAAGCUGAGAUCAGUAGUUUGGCCAAAAAGAUUGAGGAAACACUACUAGAGUCAUCGCAACAAGAAGGUGGAGCACGGUGAUUAAAUCAAUAUUUCGCAAAUCUUCCUCAUUUUAAAAAAGUCUUUGUUAUAUUUGUACGUCUGUGGUGUCAGCCAUCCUUUUUCUUAACUUCCAUCCAUCUUUUCUUUCUCAUUAUCUUCUUUUUAUUGUGAUCAAGCACAAUCAUAAAUGAUUUGCAUAUCAGUAUGCAUUUCAACUUUCUUUUGACCAGCAUGAUUGCAGCUCACAUAGUCUUUCUCGUCCCUAUUUCGAUAUAUAUCUCACUAUGUACGCAGCAAUCUCUAACGCCAAAUUGAUGAUCUAUAAUAACACAAAAGAGGAUGCUUUAUUAUUAUUGUACAAAGAGUAUGACAGUUUCAUUCUGUUGUGUCUUUCUCAUGACUUGCAAGAUGGGCACCAGC